Messenger RNA from Cinara cedri, 4576 nucleotides. The record is from the annotation of a GenBank genome assembly. Lineage: Eukaryota; Metazoa; Arthropoda; Insecta; Hemiptera; Aphididae.
AUGCAGCCCAAUGGAUUUUACAAUCCAUCAAUUAAUCACCAGCAAAAUCAACCAAUGGUUCCCCAUCAAGCCAACUAUAACAAUUGGUAUAAUGUGCAGCAAUUUUCUAAUAAUGGUAUGAAUAAUUACUACAAUAGUACACCUAUAGCUUACCAAUUGCCAAAAUAUAAUAAUGGAUUUUUGAUGCCUACAAAUGUACCUUACAUUCCUCCAUAUAAUAAUACCUAUAAUGCAAAUUUUAGCAAUAAUGGUUAUAUUCCACAGAGUAUGCAACCUGCCUUUCAACCUACAUUAUCUUAUUCAUAUAAUAAUGUAAUUUUACCAAAUCAAAAUGUAAAUGUCAAUAAUGCAACAAAUUUUAAUAGGCAAAUGACUUCAAACACUACUACAUGCUACCAAGGAAAUCAAUUUACACAUAAUAUGCCUUCAAAAGUUAAUCCAGUAAACAUUAAUUAUGAACCACAAGUUAGUGGUUCAAACAAUCAAAAUGUCAAUAAUGCAACAAAUUUUAAUAUGCAAAUGACUUCAAACACUACUACAUGCUACCAAGGAAAAAAUUUUAAUAUGCAAAUGACUUCAAACACUACUACAUGCUACCAAGGAAAACAAUUUACACAUAAUAUGCCUUCAAAAGUUAAUCCAGUAAACAUUAAUUAUGAACCACAAGUUAGUGGUUCAAACAAUCAAAAUGUAUCUAAUUCAAAAAAAGAUAAUAAAUGGUUUAAUUCAAGAAGUACGUUUGUAAAUAAUACAUCAACAAAUCUUGCUCCUAACUUCUCAAUGGUGCCUAACACUCAUCAAACUAAUUCAAAACAAAAUUGUUCUAUGAAUAAUCAAUCUAUUAAUACCAGAAAUCCAAAAACUAUUUCAAAAAUAUUUUCUAGAACAACAAAGCCAUUUGGAACAGAAAAAAUAUCUGAAAAACUGUCUAUUCAUCAAAUAAUAGCUAAAGAACGAAAAAAAUAUUAUCAUUCAUCUGAAUCUGAUUUUUAUAAGAAAAAGCUUGAAAGGUCAAUUUUUAUGCCACUAGAAAUAUGCAAUGAAUUUGAAAGAGUGUUAGGAAAACGUGCCAAACAUGUGAAUGUAUCAAAACCAGUUUAUAACAAGGAUCAUAAAAGAAAUUUUAAAGUGUAUAAGUGCAAGUGUUCAAAAAUUAAAAAAUAUGAUAACAGUGAUUCUUUUAGUUUAAGCGAUGAAGAUUCAGAUUGUGAAAAUGACAAAUUAAAAGAACUUGCUUUGAAAUGUGCCCAUCCUGACCGGCUGCAUCCAGACAUUUGGUAUAACGAAUUAGGAGAACUAAAUGAUGGGCCAGUUUGCAAAUGUAGUCCCAGUUCACAAAAUCUUGGUAUCCUCCACAAUAUUUAUGUUGGUGAAGUACCAUUUGAAUCUUGUUUGCCAAAUACAAAUAAUGCGGACAAAUUAUAUCAUUAUAGAAUUACUAUUACUCCACUUACAAAUUAUUUACAUAAAUAUCCUACAAUUAUAAAACAUAAUCAUCAUAAUUACACUUUUGAAGGGUUUUCAUUGUUAUCACAUUAUCCUCUUCCCACAAUGCCAACAUGCACCUUUACCCGGUUCAAUACUCAUUAUACUAUUAUAUACAUUGAAGAAAAGAUUCCAGAUAAUUUUAUUAUACAAGAGUUGACACUAUUUUAUGACUUUNUAUAACAAGGAUCAUAAAAGAAAUUUUAAAGUGUAUAAGUGCAAGUGUUCAAAAAUUAAAAAAUAUGAUAACAGUGAUUCUUUUAGUUUAAGCGAUGAAGAUUCAGAUUGUGAAAAUGACAAAUUAAAAGAACUUGCUUUGAAAUGUGCCCAUCCUGACCGGCUGCAUCCAGACAUUUGGUAUAACGAAUUAGGAGAACUAAAUGAUGGGCCAGUUUGCAAAUGUAGUCCCAGUUCACAAAAUCUUGGUAUCCUCCACAAUAUUUAUGUUGGUGAAGUACCAUUUGAAUCUUGUUUGCCAAAUACAAAUAAUGCGGACAAAUUAUAUCAUUAUAGAAUUACUAUUACUCCACUUACAAAUUAUUUACAUAAAUAUCCUACAGUUAUUAAACAUAAACAUAAUAAUUACACUUUUGAAGGGUUUUCAUUGCUAUCACAUUAUCCUAUUCCCACAAUGCCAACAUGCACCUUUACCCGGUUCAAUACUCAUUAUACUAUUAUAUACAUUGAAGAAAAGAUUCCAGAUAAUUUUAUUAUACAAGAGUUGACACUGUUUUAUGACUUUUUCUUUAAAGACAUAUUAGAAUUGGUGGAUUUUGAUUUUCAUGCUAUACGUAAUAAAGAUGGAUGCCCUCAAUUUCAUUUUAUACCUCGAUUUGUAAGAGAUUUGUCAAAUAAUAAAAAAGAAUUACUUUCCAUGAGUAAUGUUCUUAAAUAUCUUUUAAAUAGCAAUAAAUUACUUUUUGAAGAAAACUCAUUGCCUGCUUUACAACAAAUGUCUAGUGAUGAAUGGCAAGUUAUAGUAGAUGAAUAUAAAGAUAUGAUUAUUACAAACCCAGAAACUAAACCAAGUUCAAUACGUGUUGAUCAACUAGAUAGAGAAAACAAAGAGGAUACUAUUGACAAAAAAGACAAAUUAUAUCCAGUUGUAGUUCAUUUUGGUAUAAGACCAGCACAAAUAUGUUAUGUUGGUAAUAAAGAAUUUAAAAAAUACAGCAAAGAUUAUCUCAAAAUUAAGCAUCUUCUUGAUAAUAAGAUUGAUCCAUCACCUGAGGAUGAAAAAGAACUUGAAAUAAUUGAAAGAGCUUUAGAUGAAAUAAGAUCAAAUAAUAAAAUGAAACGUACAGUCACAACUGCUUUUAGUAGUAAAGGAUUUUAUAAAACUGGUCUCAUGUGUGAUGUAGCUCAACAUGCUAUGCUUUUACCAAUACUUGUGUCACAUUUUAAAUUUUAUAAAAGUUUGGAGUACUUAGAAAAAUCAAUAGAAUAUAAAUUCAAAGACAAGAAUUUACUUAAGCUAGCUUUAACUCAUUCAUCUUAUCGAGAAAAUUUUGGUACAAAUUCGGAUCAUAUAAGAAAUACUCUUACAAAUUGUGGUAUGCGACAACUAGAAUAUGGAGAUAGACAAAAUAGUAUGUUUAAAAGGAAAAGAGGAUUAAAAACCCUUAUAUAUACAAUGUCACGGUUUGGUGAAAUGGAAGAAAUGGAAUCAAAUUCUAAAAAUAAUGAACGUUUGGAAUUUUUAGGUGAUGCUGUUAUUGAGUUUGUGACUACUAUACAUUUGUUUAGUAUAUUUCCUGAUCUUGAGGAAGGUGGCCUUGCAACAUAUCGGUCUGCCCUUGUGGAAAAUCGACAUCUCACUUUUUUGGCAAGAAAUUUAAAAUUGGAAGAUUAUAUGUUAUAUGCUCAUGGUGCAGAUUUAUGCUACUGUUUCGAACAUGCAAAAGUACUGGCUAAUUGCUUUGAAGCUUUAAUAGGAGCAAUAUUUUUAGAUGGUGGAAUAGAAGCUGCUGAUUGUGUAUUUGGAAAAAUAUUGUACAAGGAUUCACCAGAACAUUUUAGAAUAUGGGUGAAUUACCCUAAGCAUCCAUUACAACAACAAAACCCAAAUGGUGACCGUGAGUGUAUUAAAAUAUCACCAUUUCUCAAAAAAUUAACUAAGUAUGAAGAUUCUAUAGGUGUUAAAUUUAAUCAUAUAAGACUUUUGGCGAAGGCAUUUACUCACAAAAGCGUGGGUUUUACAAAUUUAACCCUUGGAUCAAACCAACGUCUUGAAUUUCUUGGUGAUAGUGUUUUACAGUUUAUAACAUCAGACUAUUUAUAUAAUUGUUAUCCAGAACAUCACGAGGGUCAUUUAUCACUACUCCGUAGCUCCUUGGUAAAGAAUCAAACUCAGUCUGAUUUGUGCAAUGAUCUGGACAUGGUCAGCUAUGCGCUUCGUUCAAAUCAAGUACCAGAAUUUCAAAUAAAAGAUAAAGCUGAUCUUGUAGAAGCCUUUAUUGGUGCAUUGUUUUUAGACAAAGGUCUCAGAUACUGUCGGGAAUUUUGUAAUGUUUGUUUUUUCCCUCGUCUGCCGAAUUCCAUUGAAAAACCCAAUUGCCAUGAUUCUAAAUCAAAACUACAAACAUAUUUUCAAAAUUUACAACCUUUUCAUGUUCGAAACCCCGUAAUACCCAUUUAUAAAACGAUUGAAAUUACGGGACCAGGUCAUUGCCUAAAACAUACUGUAGGUGUUUACUUUAAAGGUGUUAGGAUAUCAACAGGAAAUGGUCAGAGUAAACACAAGGCUGAAAUGAAUGCAGCUACUAUUGGCUUAGAGGUAUGCAAAGAUUUAUUUCCACAACUGAAUUAUCAAAGAAAUGCUAUACCUAGAAGUUCGCAUCAUCAAAGUAUGAAUGGUAAUAGAAAUUAUAUGAUCAUCAGACAAAUGUUAGAAACACAGUCAUCUAUAAAUGAUACAUCCCUGAGCAAGUUAGAAAAAGAGAGAAACGAAUUAAAAUAUAAACUAUUAACAGUAUUAUGUUCUGACAAUGAUUUUAUUGAAGAAAAUACAGAAGACAAAAAUAAGAAACGUAAUAAAGAAGAGGUUGAUGAACCAGUAAGAAAAAAAUUAAAAGGAAAACCAAAGACUUAA